Molecule: messenger RNA, 868 nt
Organism: Quercus lobata
Lineage: Eukaryota; Viridiplantae; Streptophyta; Magnoliopsida; Fagales; Fagaceae
Product: mitochondrial ribosomal protein L51/S25/CI-B8 family protein
Exons: 4
Coding region: 183-542 (119 amino acids)
Biological process (GO): mitochondrial translation
Cellular component (GO): mitochondrial large ribosomal subunit
Molecular function (GO): structural constituent of ribosome
Source: RefSeq, a predicted model, not a curated record
CUUGAAGGCCCAAACUUAACGCCCAGUCCAGGAACCUGAUACGGUGAGGUGAGCAGUUGAGACUUGAGAGAGGCGGUGAGCAGAGACUCAGAGAGAGAGGCUGAGGCGGUCCAGCUGGAGACUGAACAGUGGAGACUGGAGACUAGAGAGGGGCGGUGAGCAGAGACUAGAGAGAAAGUGAGAUGGCUUUGAGAGGUGUAUGGCAACUUCAAAAGCUGGUUGUCAGCUAUUCUGAUUGGGGAGGAAGCAGUAGGGGCAUCAGGGCAUUUAUGGAGUCGCAUCUGCCAGCAUUUAAAGAGAAAAAUCCUCAGUUAGAGGUUGCUACUGAACUCAUUCGUGGUCAGCAUCCACAUUUGAAAGCCUUUUACCGGAACAAAAAUGAAUGGGUGGUAUGUGUGAAGAAUAUGGAUCCAGAAGAGGUUCUUCUACAUGCAACUAGGCUAAGGAACGCAUUGGGAAGAAAGGUUGUGAAACUGAGGACAAGACAUGUUACCAAACAUCCUAGCGUUCAGGGUACAUGGACAACGGAUGUGAAAUUUUGAGGCACAAGAUACAGCUCCAUAUGAGUAGCUUCCUUUGGUGUGUUCUAAUAGUUCUUUUUAGCCAUGAUUACAGGUCUAGUGGAACCUUUACUUAGAGGAGCUUGAGGAUUGUAAUCAGUUGUGCAAUCUGGCUAAUGCUUUAUAUACUGCAGUAUGAUUCUAAGGGGAUAUUCAUAUUUCCCACAUUUUGGAAUUUUUAUUGCAUUUACCCCACUUUUGUUCUAAUCGUAAUAAUGACAGGCAUUUGGGUAUUCACGUUCCUCCUAAUCCUCUAUACUUUGUCACAAUUGUGGGAUUAAUCUGAGAAAGCAAUGGUUUUUGUUUCC